Fopius arisanus is the source of this 2114-nucleotide messenger RNA. RefSeq lists its product as uncharacterized. NCBI's taxonomy places the organism in Eukaryota, Metazoa, Arthropoda, Insecta, Hymenoptera, Braconidae. The record is from RefSeq and is a predicted model, not a curated record. The coding region runs from base 377 to 1507 and encodes 376 amino acids. The transcript is spliced from 3 exons.
UCGAACGUGUUUUCGCAUGUUUCAUCGCGUCUCCGUUGAUUUAAUUCAUUUAAUCAAGCAAAAAGAAAUUAAUUACCCUCGGCUAAAUCCACAAAAGUUGGGAAAAAGGGACAAGUGUCCAGUGCCGAUGCUCUCGUCUCUUGAGAUUCAUAAAUAAUGCAACAACCACCGAAACGUCCGAAAUUAUCCAGUGAAUCGUGUAUCGCCGACAUCUCCACGUCCAUUGAGAGCAUUGCAGGCAUCGUUAAAUCCAUUGGGGACAGUCACUCGACCUUUCUGAAGGUCAACAAAGCUGUUGUGAAUUAUUUGCUGGAGGAGAGGAAGAGGACUGACGCUGUGAACCUUGACGUUACCGGAAAAUCUGACAAGUAAAGAGAUGGGGGACGAACUUUCGCAAGCGGUUUCCUUUCUAAACAGUUACUUCACCCUUGUUGACGGCCUAGCAUCGGAUUUGGAGGAUCAUCUGGCUGACGAUGUCGUCCUGGACUGGUUUGGUCAGACGAUCAGGGGUCGUAAGGCAGUGGCUUCCUUCAUGAAGUUCCAGAAGAUAAAAUCGAGGCACGUUUUCAAUGAAAUUACACCGAAGACCAGCAUUGGAUAUCGAGAAAAUCGAUCAUUGAGAAGAAAGCACCAUUCCACUGGGGGUAUUUCCUUCAACAACAACGCCCCAGAGGAGGAAACCGAUUGCCCAUCAAAGUACAAACGAAAAUGCUACUCUGACGUUUUUCCCCAACACGUAGACAACUUUGCAGAUGACAGCAUUAUUUUUGAGACGUCUCUCUCUUCGACUUCGUCCUCAGAGCAGACAAUGGAGGUGAUGGAUCACGUAAUCGAGAGAGAAUUAAAUAUGGAUAAACUUCGUAUCAACAGUUUCUCGACGCCCCAGGUGAAUUAUCAGCCACAUUCAGAGAAUUUUUGCGGCCAUGAUACGACACCUGAUGCAGAGAUGACAGUCAACUUUGAGCCGACGAAUGUCGAACAGAUGGAAAUUAAUAUUGCAGAGCUGAAGGCGAGGGAAAUCCUCAACAGGGAGAUUGGACAGGGGGACGUUGACAGGUCGUCACUCAAGUUCCUGGAGGCUUGUGGAGUAAUCGAGUUCUGCAGAUUCUUCAAUUCACAACAGAUACGGAAGGACACGAGAAAACGUCACAGUAAAUUGCAGAUUGCCUACUCGAUUAAGGAUGUGAAUUCUAAUCCACCAGUUGGGGGGAAGGAAAAUCGCCAGGGGAUCGAGGACGACCUCGAGGAGGAGAGGAACCAAUUUCUCAAGUGUCUUCAGCUACAGAUGAGGCAGCAGGAGGGCAACAUCAAUGCGCUGUCAACUCCGAAAUAUGUGAGGGGUCAAUUGACGUUUGAGAGGGGCAACGGGGACGUGGGGGCUGGUGAUGGAAAUUUUAUUUUUAAUUAUAAGAUUCAUUUUAUUAUUUAUGAGAGCAAUACCAAGUGUCGAAUGAAUCUGUCACACGAGUUCGAGGGGAAAGAGUACUCGGAGGAGGUGGACUCAUAGCUUAGGGUUUUCCUUUUUCUGGGGAAGUGUGUGGUGAAGUGGAAGGAAAUCCAGGCCAAGGGAUUUUCCCUAUUUUUUUUUCUUCGUAAUUAUGAUAGUCAUUAGAUCAACCAGGAUAUGAGAUUUUGAGGCAUAUUUCGGAAUUCGGAAGAUUAUUCAAAUAAGUCAUCCAUUAUUUUACUAUUUUCAGGAUCAGAGGCGUGAAUUAUUUUUUUAAUCUGUGAAAUUAUUUUUCUGACAACUCGAACACUUCACCACAGGACUAGUCUUUAGUUCGAUUCAUUGUUUUUUUUUUUGACGUUUUUUUUGAAGUUUUUUUUCUAGUUUAUCGGUUCAUAAGACAUUGUUUGCAUUUUAUUCUUUUCAAUUUUACCUUCGAACAAAAUCGAUUCGAGUCGUUACGUUAAAUAUUGUAACGUAAAUCGUACUAUUAGGUAGUCAUUUGGGGCCGUAAUAAAGGAGAAAGUUUUGGUAUUUGGUCUAGAAAUUAUUGAUUCAACUGCUCGGUAAUUAUCCACACUGGAUUUUUGGUGAGUCAUCGACCAGUUUGUGAUGAUUUCGCCAAGAGUAAUUAGAAAAAUGUAGAAUCCGGUUUUUAAGACCGUCC